Molecule: messenger RNA, 1632 nt
Organism: Sodiomyces alkalinus F11
Lineage: Eukaryota; Fungi; Ascomycota; Sordariomycetes; Glomerellales; Plectosphaerellaceae
Product: tRNA nucleotidyltransferase
Exons: 5
Coding region: 1-1632 (543 amino acids)
Biological process (GO): tRNA 3'-terminal CCA addition
Molecular function (GO): ATP:3'-cytidine-cytidine-tRNA adenylyltransferase activity; RNA binding
Source: RefSeq, a predicted model, not a curated record
AUGACUCUACAAACAUAUUCUGUAAUGAUGAAGAGGACUUUCGCCGACUUCGUCAGCCAACCGCACAUCAAAACGCCGGCCUCAUCCAACCACAUUGAGCUCACCACCCGAGAGGCACAGCUGAGAGACUUGCUCCUCGAUGUAGCCGCAUCCAUCAAUUCCACUCACAACCCCCCCGAACCUCUCACCUUACGGUGGGCAGGGGGCUGGGUUCGGGACAAGCUGCUCGGCAUAGAGAGCCACGAUAUAGAUGUCGCCAUCAACUCGAUGACCGGCUUGACUUUCGGCGAAAAGAUGCGCGAGUAUUGCGCCACGCCGAGCCAUGCUUCCAGACAUGGGAUUCGUCCCGAUGACAUAGGGAACCUCCACAAGAUCGCCGCGAACCCGGAGAAGUCAAAGAACCUCGAGACUACGACGGUCAAGAUUCUCGACUUCGAUGUGGAUUUUGUUAACCUUCGCACAGAAUCGUACACUGACGACAGCCGCAAUCCCGUGGUGCAGUUUGGCACUGCCCAGGAAGACGCGUUCCGCCGUGAUGCCACGGUCAAUGCGCUGUUCUACAAUUUGCACACGACGCAGGUCGAAGACUUUACCGGCGGCCUGGCUGAUAUGAGAGCCAAGCUCAUUCGGACUCCCCUGGAGCCUCUGCAAACGUUCACAGAUGACCCGCUUCGUGUCUUGAGACUUGUGCGCUUUGCUAGCCGCCUUGGGUUUUCCAUUGACCCGGCAACAAGAGUGGCUAUGUCUGACGCCAAGGUGCUUCGUGCCCUGAAAGUCAAGAUUAGUCGGGAGAGGGUCGGUGUAGAGUUGGAGAAGAUGUUGAGAGGUAAUACCCCUUGCAGAGCACUAGAGCUUUUAGACGACAUGGGCCUUUAUCAGGCCAUCUAUACAGACCCGACCAGAGAUGACCUUCCCGCUCCGGAUCUCUCUCGUUGGAGAGUCGCGUACCGCCUCCUUGACACGCUUUCCCAUGACACAUCGUCAGGUUCCAUCUAUACUCUUCUCGUGCAGUCUGCGGAAGACAAAUACAAUGCAUGGGUAUUGGCUGCGCUGACUCCCUGGGCACUUACCUCAGACCCGCCCACCCCGACCGGCCCGGGAAAGACCAAAGCUCCCCUUCCCUAUGCAGCUAUUGUGGCCAGGGAGGGCACGAAGGUUCCGAAUAAGCUCUUUGACGUUAUUGUCGCAGCCCGUCGCCACUGGUGUGAGAUUCGAGACACUAAGGAAUCUAUAUGCGUUGGCCUGGAGGCCAAGAGAAACCCCCAACGGGACACCAUUGGCAUGGCUAUACGGAAAUGGGAUGCCCGCGAAAGCCACUGGAGGUUACAGGCUCUGUACACCAUUCUUGUCGAUGUCAUGAAUCGAGUGGAUGCGGUGGCCGCAAAUGAAAUUGACGGCCUACUAUCUGAGUGGCAGAUGUUCCUUGACUACUUGGAGGACGAAGACUUGAUGGAUGUCACCUCCCUGGCACGACUGGUGGAUGGAAAGAUGAUAGCCAGGGAACUACGCGUCAAGCCGGGCGAAUGGGUCGGGCGCGCUCUUGAUGUCUGCCUCUCAUGGCAGCUUCGUAAUCCUGGGUUCACCGACCCUAAGGGGGCGAUAGAGGAAACAAGGUCCAUAGACACGGUUUAA